AUGGACACAUGCACCUGUGCUAUGGAACUACUUGGGAUGCUGCUCUUUGUUAGUGCUUGGCUCUGCACUUUGACUACCACUAUCCUACCACAGUGGCUGACCAUGUCUACAGCCCUCCUACCUGUCGAGAGCUACGAUUUGGGACUUUGGGAGACCUGCGUUGUUCAGGACGUUGGGGGCAUGGAGUGCAGAGCUUAUGACAGCCUUCUGGGACUCUCCCAUAAUCUGAAAAUGGCUCGUAUGUUCAUGUGUUCAUCUCUGGGUGCUGGCUUGCUCGGAAUAUUGGUCUCAAUACCUGGACUUUAUAUUAUCAAUACCUGUAAGGACCAAGACGGUGUCCGGACCAAGCGGACUCUGACUGUAAUCGGAGGGGUGCUUGGAAUAGUAGCUGGGGUACUGUGCCUCAUUCCUGUUUGCUAUAUGGCGCAUCUCGCUGUCAUUCACUUCUUUGAUGACAAGGUCCCAGAUGUGGUGCCCCGGUGGGAGUUUGGUGAGGCCCUGUACUGUGGAUGGGUAGGGGGAUUCUUGCUUAUCAUAGCCGGGCUAGUGUUGAUCUUCUCUGGGUCGUGUUCCCAGGAGGAGCCCCAGUCCACGGUGCAGCGGACGUAUCACUUCAUGAACUCUGAUGUUGCCUACAAGAAAAGGCAGGAGUAUGUUUAA
Messenger RNA from Boleophthalmus pectinirostris (great blue-spotted mudskipper), 660 nucleotides. RefSeq names its product putative claudin-24. Gene Ontology annotation, molecular function: structural molecule activity. The record is from RefSeq and is a predicted model, not a curated record. Gene Ontology annotation, cellular component: bicellular tight junction; plasma membrane. The transcript has a single exon. Gene Ontology annotation, biological process: bicellular tight junction assembly; cell adhesion. Lineage: Eukaryota; Metazoa; Chordata; Actinopteri; Gobiiformes; Gobiidae. The coding region runs from base 1 to 660 and encodes 219 amino acids.